Molecule: messenger RNA, 1989 nt
Organism: Rotaria sordida
Lineage: Eukaryota; Metazoa; Rotifera; Eurotatoria; Philodinida; Philodinidae
Source: the annotation of a GenBank genome assembly
AUGAAACAGGUUCAGUUGAAACUGCUGUUGUGUCUUCUAUUGGCAAUUGGUGUCACUGGACAAUAUAAUCCUGUCGGCCUAUGGGGCAUCAAUUUUAAUGGACAACCAGCCGCUUAUGGACAACCAGCUGCUUAUGGACAACCAGCUGCUUAUGGACAACCAGUCGCUUAUGGACAACCAGUUAUGAGUGGUUGGGGUGGUUAUUCAGGAAUGGGACCCUAUGGACGAUUCGGACAACAAUCAACUAUUGUACCACAAUACAGUGCUGAUUUUGGACAAGCUAAUACUGCUCAACAAAUCGUUCAACCGACUAUUACACAACAGACAAAAGUUACUGAUACUGAUGGUGCUAUACAACAACAUAGUUUCUUUCCAUCUCUAUCUGCUGUUGCUGCUACUAGUGGAAAUCGUGGUGUUAGAGAAGAUGUAUGUUAUAAUAUUAUUGAUUCAGUUUAUCCAUUAUUCUCAACAUAUUGCUCGGUAUUACCACAAACAACAUUUUCAUUACCGAACUUUUUUGGUCAUCAAACAAAACAAGAAGCAAAUGAAUUAUUCCUUUCAUUAAGACCAACAUUAUAUUCUGGAUGUUUUUCAUAUAUGCGUUUAUUUUUAUGUCCAUUAUUUUUUCCACCAUGUAAUGUUGAACCAAUACUUCCAUGUGCUACCUUCUGUAGAGCUAUAAAAAAUCGAUGUAGUAAUGUUGAUCUUUCAGCAAUUAAUUGUGAUAAACUUCCAGAAAAAUCAGAAUUUUGUCCAAUAAUCAUUGGAAAGAAUCGUUUAAUGUAUGGUGCAGGUGAAUUUCAACGAACUUCAUCAUACAAUAAGCACAGCUCACAACAAACUCCUUCAGAUGAUUAUUUUGGUUCAUCUUUAAAUCAAUUACCAUCAACAUCUGGUAGUUCCAGUAAUGAAGGUGUACAAACACAAACUGAUAUUGAUUCAUAUUAUGGAGAAAAAAGUUCUGAUCAAUCUAUGAACAACAUGAAACCAACUCAAGCCUCAACAGUAAUGUCCGGUACACAUGAUUUUUCAAAAAUGAAUACUGAUAGUACAAGCGAUCAACAAUGGGCCAGUGAAGAUCCAUCAACUGCAUCAUCAUCUACUGGUGGGCACCCUCGUUCAACUUACAACUUCGUAAAACCUGGUAGUUCUAGCUACGACUUCAAUAGUAUUUCAUCAGCACAAGAUAGUUCAAUUGAUCGUGGCAACUACGGUGCAUCACCAUAUAAUACAAAUAGUAACUUUCGAUCAUCAUAUGGUGACAAUGAAAAAUAUGGUGGUGGAUUAUUCGACACUGAUACUACAAAAUCUGUCGGCUCAUCAUCAUACAGUAAUACUGACAACACUGGUAGUGGAUCAUCCAAUGGUGAUACCGUAACAUCUACUGUCUCAUCAUUGUUCGGUAACAACAACAACUACGGUAGUGGAUCAUCUGAUGGUAGCAACAUCGCAUCGGUUGACUCAUCAUUAUUCAAUAGAAAUGACAACUAUGGUGGUGAAUCAUCCUAUGUUGAUACAAGCAAAACUGCUAGCUCAUCAUUAUAUGGUAAUAAUAACAAUUAUGGUGGUGAAUCAACAUCAUUUGGUAGUGCCAUGAAGCCUGUUGGAUCAACAUCGUAUGGUGGUGAAUCAUCAUUUGGUAGUAGUAUGAAACCUGUUGGUGUAUCAUCUUACGGUAACGGUGGUGAAUCAUCUUAUGUUGAUACUAAAUCGUCUGGAUCAUCAUCAUCAUAUGGUAACAACAUGAUGCCUGGUGGAUCUUCAUCAAAUGGUAACAACAUGAUGCCUGGUGGAUCAUCAUCAUCAUAUGGUAACAACAUGAUUCCUGGUGGAUCAUCAUCAUCAAAUGCAAACAACAUGAUGUCUGGUGGAUCAUCAUCAUCAUAUGGUAACAACAUGAUGCCUGGUGGAUCAUUAUCAUCAUAUGGUAACAACAUGGUGCCUGGUGGAUCAUCAUCAUUAUAUGGAAAUAACAUGAUGCCUGGUGGA